Messenger RNA from Owenia fusiformis, 2733 nucleotides. The record is from the annotation of a GenBank genome assembly. NCBI's taxonomy places the organism in Eukaryota, Metazoa, Annelida, Polychaeta, Sabellida, Oweniidae.
CCACAAUGAAAUGACUAGAGAAAUGUCAGCCACAAUGAAAUGACUAUUGGAGAAAUAUCAGCCACAAUGAAAUGACUAUUAAAGAAUGAUGAGCACUGAGUUUUGGAAUGUAAAGCAUAAGAGCAUUUUUACACUAAAAUCAAGCCUAUUCUAUAACAAUAAUAGGUACAUCAACAAUGCAAUGAGAUAAGCCUUUAUUAAGAGGAAUGAGCAGUAGAAUGAGGAUGUCUAGCCAGAUUGGUUAGCCUCCAUCAGAUGCCAAUUUAUUUACUGCCUGAUGCUCUAACCAGCUGAAAAGAAACUCUAUUAUCCAAUUUAUUAUCUCUCAAGUAUUUUGUCCUUGAACACAUGCUGAAUCAUGCUCCUGAGUCCUGACACAAUUAAUUUUGAUAUACAGAUCUUGUGAAGCAUCCCUAUUGCAUAAGUGUAGGCAUUGAAUGAACAUGUUCUUGUGCAGGACUAUUACCACAAGUUAAGUGUAACUUAAUACCAACUGGUCUCCCUGCAAUAUCAAAUUCUACAAGAUGAUGUUCUUGAUUUUGUCGGGAAUUUUAAGCGUUCAUAUAGGGAACGUUGAAACUCAAAAUGUUGGUGUAAUUGCAAUCACUAAUUUAACUUUAAAUCCUCCCUCAUUGCUAGGAUUGCUAGAGAAUGAUGAACAAACAAUAACAUUGAAUUAUGUAUGCUGUGUGGGAGACAUGAUCCGCCAAGUUAUGACUGUAGUUACCGAACAUCCUAACAUCGCUGUCAUUUCUCAGAAUGCAACACAUUUGCUAGGACGUCCAGAUGAGGAUGAUGACGGACCAUUCCAGCGCCAAGUCUAUGUCGUAAUUCGGGGGGUUCGAUUAGGCUACACAUCGUUAACCAUCCAUUUACAUGAGUCAAAGGAAGCGAUAAAUUCCCGUACAGUGGUGCAUUCUGGGUAUGUCAUCAGUGUUGUCAGACAAGAUCGCCCCUUAGACAUUGCAUUUAGGGUCUUAACUGCUUUAUUUGUUGUCAUGUUCAAUUUCAUCAUGGGCUGUACAUUAGAAAUUGCAGUUAUUCUAAAGAUAUUAAAGAAGCCAAUUGCCCCCACUGUAGGAUUCUGCUGCCAGUUUAUCAUUAUGCCACUACUUGGGUUAGCAUUGACCAACAUAUUUGGCCUGAUGGGUGGCAUAGGACUGGGCCUUUUAGUGAUUUCCUGUAGCCCAGGAGGAGGGAGUAGUAAUGUAUGGACUGUACUUCUUGGUGGAGAACUAAAUCUCAGCAUUUGUAUGACAUUUCUGAGCACAGUAGGCUCUCUAGGUAUGAUGCCAUUGUGGUUGUUUGCACUAGCCAGAUUUUACGUCUCCAACAAUGUUGUCAUUCCAUUUGAAAACAUUGUCAUCUCUCUAGUCAGCAUCAUCAUUCCUGUUACCAUAGGGAUGGUGGUCAGAAAGUACAAAGAAAACAUCGCCUUGAAAAUCAGCAAGAUAAUCAAACCAUUUGCAGUGUUGUUCAUCAUUUUUAUAGCUGGUUUUGGAAGCUAUGUGAACUCCUAUAUGUUUACAUUGAUGGCAGAGAGACCAUUGUUAUUCCCAGCUGGUAUGUUGUUGCCAUGGUGUGGCUUUAGCAUAGGUCUGUUAGUGGCUUUCAUUCUCAGACAGCCAUUUAAAACAGCUAAAACAAUUGCGUUUGAGACGGGAAUUCAAAAUAUAGGAAUUGCAAUAAUCCUGUUACAAUUUUCCCUGCCCAAACCUGAUGGAGAUCUAGCUGUAGUAAUGCCUGUCAUUGUGGCAAUUUUUACACCUAUUCCGCUUCAAAUUAUUUUUGUGGGCCUUCUCAUACGGAGAUGUAUCAAGAAACGAUCAAACCCGGAAGAUGGUAAUAAGGAUACUGACCAAAUAUCCGACUCAGAUCUCAAUAUUAAUCAUGUGGCAGGUAAAAUUGCUGAUACUAAUGGCUAUAGAAUAAGCACUGACCAGAAUGGCCUGAUUAAGGGAGAUCAAUAUAGUAAUUUAUCAGGUGGUUUAGAGAACAGAUGUAGUUCUAUAAGUCUAUCUAUAUCUAGUUUUGAGACAUCAGUGUAGUAAAGAAAACAGAAUUAUACUUUGCAUGUUUACUUAACAAAGAGAAUGCAGUACUAUUCAUGCUAUAAAUAUACAGUACAUACUCUAUAUAUAUAAUAAUAAAAUCAAGCCUACGAAUGUAUAGUGCACACACAAAUUCCUUUCAGCUUUAUUUGGAAGGACAAUUGCAUGCCAAAUAUAUAUAAUAAUAAUAAAAACAGAAUGUGCGAAAUUAAAAAAAUAAACAACCUGCUUUUUGUUUUGUCUCGUCUGGCAAAGCAAUUAUUUCAACAUAGCUUGAAAUCAAAAUAUUUAUGAAGGGGUCUUUGACAGUUCAGAAGGCCACAUCUGCCGACAAAAGAAAAAAAUUUAUUGUAGAUUGUUUUAAAUUAAAUCUGGUAGUUCCAUAUGGUCUGAACUGGUAGAUACUGGUAGCAGUUGCCUUUUUAAGAAGGUAGUUUUCAAAAAGUUGAGGUUUCUCCACAUUUCUUAUUAACGAUGUUCUCAAAAUGGUUGUUUUCAUUGAAAAUAUCGUGGCAGAACCCAUCAUUUUGUGAUAGUUAGAAAAUAAGAUUUUUAACAGUGAUAACAGAAACUACCAAACAAAAAAGACCAGGACAACAAAACUUACAUGUCCUGCAAGUGGAAAAUACAAGGCAUUAACAUGCAAAAUGUCACCACAUGCCAUUUGUUACAGAUGCGAACA